Raphanus sativus (radish) is the source of this 847-nucleotide messenger RNA. Its product is annotated as PRA1 family protein C-like. The transcript has a single exon. The record is from RefSeq and is a predicted model, not a curated record. Gene Ontology annotation, biological process: vesicle-mediated transport. Gene Ontology annotation, cellular component: endoplasmic reticulum; Golgi apparatus. Bases 133 to 714 code for a protein of 193 amino acids. NCBI's taxonomy places the organism in Eukaryota, Viridiplantae, Streptophyta, Magnoliopsida, Brassicales, Brassicaceae.
ACAUUCCAAAUGAGAGAGACGAUCUAAGAUCCUCAGAUUUAUUGUCUCUUCACAGUCUUGUCUUCAUAUAGGUUCCUCUGGUUAUAUUCUCCGUUUCUCUCUUCUUGCCCUGUUUGUCGCUCGUGAAAGAAAAUGACAACGUACGGAACUAUACCGUCCCAAGCAAAUGACUCCUCGAACCAGAGCAUGUUUGGACGAGCAAAAGGGUUGAUCUCUUUAGGCCUUAGCUCUCGAAGGCCAUGGCUUGAGCUUGUACAGUGGAGCUCCCUUAGCCUUCCUACCUCAUUCAGUGUUGCCACGGAACAAAUCAAAACCAACAUCAUGAUCUUCCGAACCAACUACCUUGUCAUCUUCGUUGUUGCUAUCUUCAUCAGCAUGCUUUGGCAGCCUGUCCACCUUGCCGUCUUCGUUGUCUUGAUCAUCGCAUGGCUAUAUGUCUACUCUCGGGAUAACGAACCGCUGGUGAUAUUUGGCAGCGUGAUCGAUGACUCUGCUUUGGUGCUAACUUUGUUGGUCCUCACGCUCUGUAUUAUUCUAUUAACCAACGUGACCGGUGGUAUUCUGCUCGGGGUUUUGGCUGGUUUGCCCGUUGUUCUAGUGCAUGGCAUGUGUAGGAAUACAGAGUCAUUGUUCGUCUUGGAAGAUGAUGAAGAGAAAGUAAUCACAAUGAGCGUAGCAUCCUCCUCGCUUUCUUCUUCCUCUUUAACAAAAUGAAACAUAUAAUGUCUUUCGGUUUUUGCUUUCCAUAGCGAUUGUGAAACUAGCGAUAUAGAUAAUAGAUCCAGUGAGAAACAUCGACAUUAUGCAAAAAUAACAUUUUCUUUGGGUGUUUAUGUAAUGAUACCAG